AAAAAAAGUUUUUAUAUUCACUACUAACCCACAGAGAAAGGUUUUAAAUUUCCAAUUGUUUUUUAUUGAGUGUGUUGAUGUCGAGAUAUGCUUUAAAGCCACCUGAAGGUGAUUUUUCCUAUAAUAAUAAUAUUAAUCAUCAUCAACAAGUUCCUACACAAGGUGUUGCUGUAGCCUAUGAUCAACAACAAUUUCCUUCCAAUACAACCAUGAUGAUGAUGGCACACCAAUAUAAUAAUAAUAAUAAUUACAUGAUGAAUGCUUCUAAUAAUAAUAGCAUGGUAAUUCAACCUCCUCCUCCAUCUCAAGCCUAUGUUCCUCAACAAGAACCCUACAUUCCAUCACAUUAUAUUGUUGAUGGUGUUUAUGGUACUGGUGCUGGAGGCUCGGGUGGUGCUAAUACUGCUACAAUUAUUCAAUACUCCUAUGAUAAUGGAGAAUAUGAAGUGAAAAAGGUUGUUAGGGAGAAUCAUAAACAAGAUAUUACUUUUAUGAAAAGACAUCCUGUAUUGGAGUGUUUAUUCUUUACUGCUAGUUCUCAAGGAAGACAAAUUAAUUUAUAUAAUAAUGAUCACGAUGGACAUUUGGAUUUGGUUUCUUAUUAUUUACAUGAUGAUGAUAUUGGAGGUGUUUGUUGGUUAAAUCAUAAUUUGGUUGGAUUUUAUGAUAUGAAAGGGAAGAUUUAUCAUGCCUCUAUAACUUAUUCGAGAGUGGAAAGAAUUUAUGAGCCAUUAAUUGAUAGUAACAUUACAGAAAAUUCAGAUUAUAUUAACUAUAUGUGCUCAUCAUUUCAAUAUUAUCCCAAUAGUCCAAAUUAUUACUUAUUCACAAUAUUAAAUGAAAGUAAGAAUGUACAGGUUUGGGAUAUCAAUACUGAUAGUUGUAUUUGUAAUAUGAAAACAGAUGAUAAUGCUCUAUUUCACUUUGGUAUGCCUAUUGCCUAUAACAAGUUCAUUAUUAUACAAUCCAACGGAAGAGUUUUACUAUUAAGUAUUGAACAAGCUAAUGUUACUAUUGAACCAAUUCUACUUUCCAAUGAUAAUGAAUUAUAUGAUGCUAUAUUAGAUAAUGAUGUGAAAGAAAUUCAUUUAAUCCAACAAACUAACAAGGAAACAAAUUUACUUAUUCAAACAUCUUCAUCCUUCAUUCUAUGCAAUAUUACAUCUGAAUAUUCCAAGCUCACUCUCAAAACGAUAUCACAUUUAGACUAUUCAUGUGAAUGGGAGAUUGAUAUUGCUAAAUUGGAAAAUAACAAAUUUACAAUAUUAAUACCAAGUAUCAAAGAUAUCAAACUAAUUGAAUUUAAUACGAGACGCUUUGAGGAAAAACACAAACUCAAACAUAACAAGAAAGGUACAACUAAUAUCACUCAUUCUCUUAAUUUCAAGAAUGGUUCCAUAAUAAUUGCCAUUAAUAAUUCCGAUUCCAGCAUAUUGAGGUUUGAAAGAAUUGAAAAUAAUUCGGAACCAUAAAUGAAGAAAUAAAU
Messenger RNA from Naegleria gruberi, 1486 nucleotides. RefSeq lists its product as uncharacterized. The transcript is spliced from 2 exons. The record is from RefSeq and is a predicted model, not a curated record. Lineage: Eukaryota; Heterolobosea; Eutetramitea; Acrasida; Naegleriidae. Bases 78 to 1472 code for a protein of 464 amino acids. Gene Ontology annotation, molecular function: protein binding.